Messenger RNA from Anisakis simplex (herring worm), 426 nucleotides. NCBI's taxonomy places the organism in Eukaryota, Metazoa, Nematoda, Chromadorea, Rhabditida, Anisakidae. The record is from the annotation of a GenBank genome assembly.
AUGGAACUGCUACCUAUGCUAUUUAUCGUUUUAUUCUGUGCACUUGCCGUUAUUGCAAAUGACCAACCAAACAAUCGACUCGAACAAAACGGCUGGGUUCGUAUAAAGCGAGACUGGUACAAUCGUGGUUAUGGUUAUGGAAGAGGUUCUCGCCGGUGGGGUGGACGCUAUGGAGGAGGUUACGGGCGACCGCCAUACGGUGGACAACCGCCAUAUGGGCCUCGGGGACGUUAUGGUGGUGGUAUGCCUCAAGGCAAUACAGACGUAAACACGAUGGAUAUUUAUUCGUUGAAUCUAUUCGGAAAUAAAGCAAAACAAGGCGAUGCAGCUAAACAAGCGCAGGCAACGGCCGACAGAUACGGCCAAACAGCGCAGAACUAUCCGAGUAUUUUUGGUGGAGGUGGUAUCGGUAAUAUGAAAGUUCUG